UGACUUGUUUUGUCUGAAACAGAACACGGUCUUCAUCACUUUCUCUCUCUACUGUAUAGUGUAGAGAGAGAAAGCAAGCAAAGCCAAAGAGAGUGAGAAGGGGGUUUUUUUUUUUAAAAAAAGAAAAAGAUUGGCAUUUGAGAAAUGAGUAAAGCAAAAACUACCUCGUCAUUGUUCAAGUUUUCUUAGAGCUAAAAAAACCCAAAAAGAUAAUCUCUUAGAGGACACAAAAAUAGAAUAUAAAGGAGUGUAGAUAAAACCCUAAUGCUGGUACCCAUUUGAAGAACCCAAAACAUAGAAUCCUAUUCAUCAAUCCGAGAUCUUACUGAUUGGUUUCGAAGAGGUUGCAUGGUAGGCUUGGGUUUUUCUGGAUUGAUGUGCUGCUGCUUCUGGGAUUUGAUUAGUCAAGAAUUGGAGGAUCUGGGAUCCAUCCAUAUAGAACAUCUGAUUAUAUGAGGAGGUUAGAGAACAGGGACAUACUGUAAAUACAAUAGAGAGAAAAUGAAAUCCGACACACCACUUGACUAUGCUGUGUUUCAACUGUCACCAAAGCAUUCAAGAUGUGAAUUGUUUGUGUCAAGGAGUGGAAAUACUGAGAAGCUUGCAUCAGGAUUAGUCAAGCCAUUUGUGACUCAUUUGAAGGUUGCUGAAGAGCAGGUAGCACAAGCAGUUCAUUCAAUCAAGCUUGAAGUUGAGAGACAUAAAAAUGCUGACACUUGGUUCACAAAAGGAACCCUUGAGAGGUUUGUGCGAUUUGUCAGUACACCAGAGGUUUUGGAGAUGGUCAAUACAUUUGAUGCAGAGAUGUCUCAGCUGGAAGGAGCACGGAAAAUCUACUCUCAGGGGACCAGUGAUCAGCUUUCUAGCGCUUUAGGUGGAGAUGAAACAGGAACAGUGGCAGCAGCCGAUGCAACAAAGAAGGAGCUUCUGCGGGCCAUUGAUGUACGGCUUGCUGCAGUAAGGCAGGAUUUAACCACAGCCUGUGCUCGUGCAUCGGCUGCUGGUUUUAACCCUGAGACUGUGUCAGAGCUUCAUCUCUUUUCAGAUUGCUUUGGCGCCCGUCGCUUGAAUGAAGCUUGUACCAAAUUUAUCUCGGUGUGCGAGAGAAGGCCAGACCUGGUCAAUACAUGGAAGACGCGUGUUGAAGAUCAAGUGCUCCGGGCUUCAUGCGGAUCUGAUAUGUCAAUUGACGAUCCCACAGAAGACCCAAAUGGGCCCCAUGAUGUCAAGCCCCACCAAUCCUCAUUCCAAAAUAAACAGCAAAAUCAGCAGGCCGGCCAAGAACAGAAACAACCCAAUUUAACGCAAACUCUACAGCACCUUAACCAAUCCAAACCAUCUACUUUUCAUUCCAGUUCCUCUGUCUCUACGCAAAACGAAAACAAGGAAGGGUAUAAAAAAGAGGAGUCCACGACCGAGUCAUUACCUAGUCAACCAAGCCAGCCUGCAAGGCGGCUCAGUGUGCAGGACAGGAUCAACCUUUUUGAGAAUAAGCAGAAGGAGAACUCAGGUGGCAAACCAGCAGUAGUUGGGAAAUCUGUAGAACUGAGGAGACUUUCCUCUGACGUGUCUUCUGCACCUGAAAAGGCUGUAUUGAGGAGAUGGAGUGGAGCAAGUGAUAUGAGCAUUGACUUGGGAAAUGACAAGAAGGAUUUUAACAGUGCAGAUAGCCCUAUAUGUACACCCUCUUCAUCUUCUGUAUCCCAAAGCAAAAGCGACGUGUUUCCUAGCUCAUCUGCAGAUUAUAAGGAUCAUAAGGGGCUGAAUGACACAGUGAGUUCUGUUAAAGUGGAGGCUAAGAAUGUUUCUGGGUUCAAAGAUCAGGAUGAGUUGCAGACUCCACCUGGUGGAUUUAUAGGGAAGGAUGAGGAGGUGGGGUUGAAGGGGAAAGUGAACUGGAAAGACCAAGUUGGGUCUCAGCCCCAGUUGAGAGCAUUUGCAGGUAGAGGUGAACAGGUUGGAGUAGAUCAGGGGGUUAGAGAUGAAAAGUUUAAGAGCUUCUUGGGAAGGGAUGAGAAGAUUACUGGAAUAAAAUUUCAAGGGGGUUUUGAUGGAAAGUUGAGAGAUUAUUCAGAUAGAGAGGAGACCGCUGGAGUGAACGACCAGUCUGAAUUGCAAACUGAGGUUGGAAAUUUUGUAGGCAAGUUAGGUGAGGUUGAAUCUGGGAAUAGAGUUGAGGAUGUUAAAGUAAGGGAUCAGCCACAGAGUCAUUCACGGUUCAGAGGUUCCCACAUUCAUACUAGAUCUCUUUCAGGACAGUUUGAAGGUGGGUUUGGAGGGAAAGUUAAGGAAGUAGGAUAUAAAGAGACUGAAAGUGAUCAGUCAACUUCUCAGCCUCAGUGGAAAUCAUCUGCUGGAGAAGUCGGGGAAGUGGGAAAGAAGUUUGAAGAUCUUGAAGGUCCAAGAAUGAAAAUCCAGAAACCUCAUUCUGCUGGUGCAGAACAGGUUGUGAAGCUGCAAGGUAGAAGAGAUGAGAGUGGCUCUAAUUAUGGAAGUACCAAGUUUCCUAGUAAAAAGGUUUUUGAGAGUCAAGAGAGCUUUAGCACUGUACCCAUACCAUCAAUCGAACAAGCUCAGAGGAUAAGGCAGUCUAAGGGGAAUCAGGAGCUCAAUGAUGAGCUGAAAAUGAAGGCAAAUGAACUUGAAAAGCUUUUUGCAGAGCAUAAGCUUCGGGUUCCUGGGGAUCAAUCUGGUUCAACAAGGAGAAGCAAGCAUACUGAAUUACAGGUUGAACAAGCAAUAAGUUCACAGCAUGGAAAACCAGCAGCACCGGAGAUAUUUCCUGUGCAUGUUCAGGAUAAAAAGAUGGAGGUUGAACCCAUUUUGAGUGCUGGUGAUGACACGAAGUUUAGCACUCCACCACCAAUGAAGAUGAUAGAUCAUCAGGACUAUGGCAGUUCUUUGAGACAGAAUUUCUCUGAGCUCAAAUUUUCAGAUGAUUCUAGAGGAAAAUUCUAUGAGAGAUACAUGCAGAAAAGAGAUGCAAAACUGAGGGAAGAGUGGGGCACAAAAAGAGCAGAGAAGGAAGCCAAGUUGAAGACCAUGCAAGAUAGCCUUGAGAGGAGUAGAGCAGAAAUGAAGGCCAAAUUUUCUGGGUCUGCAGAUAGACUGGAUUCGGUGUCUUAUGCUCGUCGACGCGAAGAAAAGCUCAGAACAUUCCAUUCUCGGUCAAAUAUCAAGAGAGAGCAGAAUCUUGUGGAUUCCUUUCAGAGUGAAGAGGAGGAGGAUACUUCUGAUAUUUUGGAACAGAAAUAUUAUAGACAAGAUAGAUCAUUAGGUGAUGCAGCUUUAAUGGAUAGUGCUUCCAGAAGCUCCCAAAACAGGAAGUCUUUUAACAGGAAUUUGUCUUCAUCCACUCCUCGUACAUCUAUAGCACCAGUUCCACGGUCAUCAUCCAAAAUGUCCAACCCCAGUUCUGGGAGGCGGAGAGUGCAGUCAGAAAAUCCUCUUGCUCAAUCAGUACCAAACUUCUCUGAUUUCAGAAAAGAGAACACAAAGCCCUCUUCUGGAGUCAGCAAAACAGCAAACCGCAUGCAGGUGAGAAAUUUUGCCCGCAGCAAGAGUACAACUGAAGAGAUACCUCUUGUGAAGGAAGAAAAGCCCCGACGUUCUCAGUCCGUAAGGAAAAGCUCUGCUAGUCCUGCUGAAUUCAAGGAUUUGCCAACUCUGAACUCUGAUGAUGUUGUUUUGGCACCAUUGAAGUUUGAUAAAGACCAGACUGAACAGGGCAUGUCUGAAAAAUUCUCAAAGAAUGUGGAAUCAAAGACUUUUCUCCGGAAGGGUAAUGGAAUAGGUCCUGGUGCUGGAACUAGCAUUGCCAAAUCGAAAGCUUCAGUGGCAUCUGAGGCUCUUAAAAAUGAAGAUUUUGAAGACUCUCCCUUUGAGACAGAAGAUCCAGUCAAUGUCACAAAGGAGGAAGAAGAAGAGGAGGAGGAGGAGCCUGAACUUGAAACAACAGAGGUUGAAGAUUGUGCUAACAUUGAAAAUGGAAAACCGAGGCUAAGCCAAGAAUCUGACAAAAUGUCUGAAUCUGAGAAUGGUGAUUCUCUAAGGUCUCUUUCUCAAAUUGAUCCUUCUUCAGUUGCCGAACUGCCUGCCUCGGUUCCUUCAACAUUCCAUGCUGUAGGGUCCUUGCAGGAUUCACCUGGGGAAAGCCCAGUUUCAUGGAAUUCUCGCAUGCAUAAUCCGUUUUCCUAUCCACAUGAGAUUUCAGAUAUUGAUGCUUCUGUGGACUCUCCAAUUGGGAGCCCAGCUUCCUGGAAUCCUCACUCUCUUACUCAAACUGAGGCUGAUGCUGCUCGAAUGAGGAAGAAGUGGGGAAGUGCUCAGAAACCUAUUCUUGUUGCUAAUUCAUCCCAUAAUCUGGCACGUAAGGAUGUCACAAAAGGGUUCAAACGUUUGUUAAAGUUUGGAAGGAAGAGUCGUGGGACAGAGAGUUUGGUUGACUGGAUAUCUGCAACGACUUCUGAGGGAGAUGAUGACACAGAGGAUGGACGAGAUCCUGCCAAUCGGUCAUCAGAAGACUUGAGGAAGUCAAGAAUGGGAUUCUCACAAAAUCAUCCUUCUGAUGACGGCUUCAAUGAAAGUGAGUUGUUCAAUGAUCAGGUUGCUAUUCAUAGCUCCAUACCUGCACCUCCAGAAAAUUUCAAAUUGAGGGAUGAUCAUAUGUCUGGAAGCUCUAUUAAAGCACCACGAUCAUUCUUCUCUCUUUCAUCAUUCCGAAGCAAGGGAAGUGACUCGAAGCUCAGAUAAUUACUUCAGAGAAAUGUUUAGAGCUACUGCUUGGAAUCUCAAGUGAUAGGGUGUAAAGGAUUAUAUAUAGGAUACAAAUGCUUGUGCUGAAAUAUGUUGUAUAUUGUAUUGAACAAAAUUCGCCUAUUGGCGUUCUUGUGAUUUUGGUAGUCUAGGAGCAUUCUUUUCUUUUUUUUUCCCACCUUCUCUUUAUUUGCUCUAGCAUUGUGUGAUGCAUGGUAAUCAGACUUUUGACAGAAAUAGAGUUGGUCACAGUUUUAAGCGGAGUGAUAUGAUUAUCCGGAGUACUAGCAUGCAAGCAAUGACUACUUUAUUUUAUCAUCUCCUUUACUAGCAACACACACUCUCUCUCUCUGUCCAAUGCAUGUGUAAAUUUUACUUUUUAAACCUCAGAUUUCUUUUUCUUUCUCUUUCUCCCCAUAGGAAACCUCAAUGUCUGAAAGAGUGAGAUGGUGUAAUGAGUUUUUAUACCAAGGCUCCGUUAUCGAAUGCAUAUGUACUCCAUAAAUUCUUGGAAUUGCAAGGAGACUGAACCUGUGAUCAAUUUUUAUAAUGUAAAGUGGUAUAAUUUUUAAAGCA
Messenger RNA from Jatropha curcas, 5331 nucleotides. Its product is annotated as GPI-anchored adhesin-like protein. The record is from RefSeq and is a predicted model, not a curated record. NCBI's taxonomy places the organism in Eukaryota, Viridiplantae, Streptophyta, Magnoliopsida, Malpighiales, Euphorbiaceae.